This is a messenger RNA of Penicillium lagena, 1497 nucleotides long. RefSeq names its product hemolysin III family protein. The record is from RefSeq and is a predicted model, not a curated record. Gene Ontology annotation, molecular function: signaling receptor activity. Gene Ontology annotation, cellular component: membrane. Lineage: Eukaryota; Fungi; Ascomycota; Eurotiomycetes; Eurotiales; Aspergillaceae. The coding region runs from base 1 to 1497 and encodes 498 amino acids. The transcript has 2 exons.
AUGGCUCUGGCAGCGUCAAUGACUGUGGAGUCCAACUCUGCCGCUGCCUCGUCGACGGCGACCCCCAGUGAGGACAUGGCCUUGCUGCGGGAUCGUCGACGUCGGCACUCAUUCCACGCCUCCCGGAAAUUGUCCUGUGACUACCAGGAUGCCGAUACCGUCUUUAUUCGGGUUGAACUCUUCCUGGCCGAAUUGGAACGCCGAAUGCACUGGAUCGAACAGUACCGCAAAUCUCAUAUGGUCCAAAUUGACACCAGUCUGCGACGAGGGUAUGCCACGCUAGAAGCCGUGAGAGACCAAUGCUCUAUGGCCUCGGGGGAAUUGAUGGGAAGCGGAAAGAAACGCGCCAAGAUUUUCGUGGAAACGCUCGAGGACCGCUACAUUGAGGCUUUGGCCACCAAAGAGACCCUCGAACAGAAGGCCCAGGCUGGAGUGCGCCUGAUGGAGUCUUUCCUGUCGGAAAUGGAGUCUCGAGCGCACGCCGUCCGCGACCGCGGAAUCUACGGGACCUUGGACGAUGGCUGGAAGGCUAUGGACUCGAAACUUGUCCACGCCCGGGAAGUGGUGGAUGAGGGUAUGGAACGAGCUCGUCGUGCUCGUGAUGCCAUGCGAGAAAGCAUUGAUCAGGCCGUUCGACUGGCCCAGGAAAACCGACUAAUUUCCUACUCCGAUCUGCCCGAUCCGUGGCGAGUGAACCCGCACAUCCUCCGAGGCUAUCGAUUCACGUCAUCCAAGAUCGAAUGCGUUUGGUCGGCAUUUUCCUUCUCGAAUGAACUGGUCAACAUUUGGUCCCACUUCAUCGGACUGGUAAUCGUCCUAUCGAUCGCCUUUUAUUUCUAUCCGCUCAACCCCAAUUUCCAUCUGAGCACCAAGACCGACGUGCUGAUUGCCGCCGUCUUCUUUUUCUCUGCCUGCAAGUGCCUGUUCUGUAGCACCCUCUGGCACACCAUGAACAGCAUUUCCUCCCAGCCCCUGAUGGAGCGCUUCGCCUGCGUGGACUACACCGGCAUUUCUUUGCUGGUUGCCGCUUCCAUCGUCACCAUCGAGUACACCGCAUUCUACUGCGAGCCCUACUCGCGCUGGACCUACAUCGUGCUCACAAUGUCCUUGGGCGUCGGCGGUAUCAUCCUGCCAUGGCACCCGACCUUCAACCGCCACGACAUGGCCUGGGCUCGUGUGGUCUUCUACGUAUCUCUGGCCCUGACCGGUUUCGCGCCUCUCGCACAACUCUCCACCACCCGCGGCCUUGAGUGGUGCAUGUACUUCUACGCUCCGGUGGUAAAGAGCCUCCUUGUCUACUUUGUCGGCGCCUGCGUCUAUGCUUCUAAGGUACCCGAGCGAUGGAAGCCUGGUCUGUUCGACUACUUCGGCGGAAGCCACAAUAUCUGGCAUAUGGCCGUGCUGGGUGGGAUUCUGUUCCACUAUUGCGCUAUGCAGGAUUUAUUCGCGGGCGCUUUCCAGCGUGCCCAAGGCGAAUGCCCUAACCUGACGGCAUGA